AUGUUAGAAAUCAAUCCUGAUUUGCAAACACCACUUGAAUCAACGAAUCCACCUACUGCUGGUGAUAAUAAAGAUAUUAAAAAAGCGGCACCAACAUUAGAUUUUGAAACUGUUGGAUCAGAUAAGAUUGGUCAGGAGCAAAAAUUAGGAAUUCAAGAAUGGAUAAAUUUGACAUUAGAUCGUGAAUGUACACCAACACUUUAUGUUUAUUUUGCUUGUAUUGCUAUACUUGGUGUUAUCACUAUUGGUAUCAUUAUUAUCGUUGGUUUACAAUGUAGCUGGAAUUUUAUUACUGUAGGAUGA
Molecule: messenger RNA, 303 nt
Organism: Loa loa (African eye worm)
Lineage: Eukaryota; Metazoa; Nematoda; Chromadorea; Rhabditida; Onchocercidae
Exons: 2
Coding region: 1-303 (100 amino acids)
Source: RefSeq, a predicted model, not a curated record